Messenger RNA from Photinus pyralis (common eastern firefly), 2261 nucleotides. RefSeq lists its product as uncharacterized. The coding region runs from base 1 to 1554 and encodes 517 amino acids. NCBI's taxonomy places the organism in Eukaryota, Metazoa, Arthropoda, Insecta, Coleoptera, Lampyridae. The record is from RefSeq and is a predicted model, not a curated record. The transcript is spliced from 6 exons.
AUGGCGAACGAAGAGUUUGUAAGAACAUUGAACAUGGCGAUCGGUCUCGUCCGUACAAUUCGUGUGCAUUUAACAAUUUGGGUUAAAAAUAAAUUUUUGUUACAGAGUGACGACUACAUAUCACUGAGGGUUGGAGGAGUCCCUGCCCUAGACGACUCGGUCAUUGCACUUUUGGCCGGUAACCACGCACCGCCCGUCAUUCCGAUACCAGUUGAGGAUAAAUCGCAACCUGCAAAACCGCAUAUGGUUACCGAAAACCAGCUACCGAUUUUUCCGUCAAAUAUGACUCCAACAGAUGGCCAUUGGCAAAUCGUCAACGGCACUAAAUUCAAGUUUUUCGUAUUUUCCGCGUACUUUGACAGGAGGAAAGGACAACGAGCGGUAAGAAUAGUCGCUGCUACGAAAACGAGGGGAGCUGAGAGGGUUUGGUGUCGCUUAUGGUAUCGUCCAUUUACAACGGAAUCAAACUCUACAUCAUACAUAUCGAGAACUGUACCUGCUAAAAUUAAAGUAAUUCGAGAAAAUUGGAAUCUGAAGUACAGUGCUUGUUUCGUUUUAUGUCCAUUACAAGCAAAUCAAACAGCACCGUUCGCCGUAUCCGUCGUCGUACGCCUUUUGAGUCCCCCAGCAAAUUUACUCACUGUAAACGAUAACUACAACGACACAAAGGCGACGAACAAAUUUGGAGUUUGCAUUAAGCCCUUACAUUACGAAUACAACGGCGCACUCCAGAUUCUGGAAUUUAUAGAGCUGAAUCGUAUUAUGGGAGUGUCGCAUUUUACCUUUUACAACCACACGAUUGGACCUCAGGUCAGGUGUAUUUUAAAGCAUUACAUGGAACGUGGUUUGGUCACGCUCCUCCCUUGGCAAUUGAAUAUGGUAUCCCAAAAGGAAAUUCGCACAGAAGGUUUAUUCGCCGCCCUAAACGACUGCCUUUACAGGUCCAUGUAUCGAUUCUCGCAUAUCUUGCUGAUAGAUCUCGAUGAAUAUAUAAUCCCGAGUCAUAACCACACUCUUCCCCAACUCCUCGAUUUCCUAUCAACAAAGAUGAGUACCAGAACGACCGGAUCGUAUUCAUUUCAAAACGCCUUCUUUUAUCUCCAGUGGGGGGAUGACGAUUGGGUAUACAACAGUAACGAUCCCAUCGCGAUUAAUCUAGUUACGUUAAAGAAGACUAGACGUAAAUCUAAGCUUCAUCCGCACAAGCAACGUUCCAAAUACAUUUGCAAGCCCGAAUUCGUAGUGGAAGCCGGAAAUCAUUUCGUUUGGGAAUUUAUCCCAGGGCACGGUACGUAUAACGUUCCAGCCGACGCGGCCAUUUUGCACCAUUAUAGAAUAUGCGAAUUCGGCGGGGACGAUUGCAUCAAAACGGCUUCCACCGUUGACCAAACGGCAUUUAGAUACCGAAAGAGUUUAGUUAGCGCCGUUAAGAACAGUUACGAGUUUUUUAAGGACACGUGCGGGUUACGAGAUUUAACUCCACCAACAACAAAUAGUAGGUUUUUAAAAAUCUUAAGAGAUAAUAUUAAAAAAAUUAAGAGCAACACAAGAUAAUAAUAUAAUGUGAUCCUUCGAUAAGUAUUAUUGUAAUAUAGUGGUGAUAAAAGUGAAGAAAGACCAUCCUGUACAUUUAGCAUAUUUUCUAAUUAAUGUUACAAUAAACCUAAUUUGUAUAUGGACAAUUGUUCUUAAAUAUUAGAUAGGUACCUAGUUAAUGUAUAAGACUGUUCCUCAAGCAGCUAAAAGUUGUUUCAGUUCGGUACGUUUUUUUGCUCUAGGAGGUGUUGUAUGCGUAGAUACCCAAAAUUAACAGAAGGCUGAUUACAACACUGACAUUUUUGCCAAUAAAGAAAGUGAAAAUAUUGUUUAAAAUAAUGAAAAAUUUCUUAAUUGGCUUUAAUUAACUACAUAAGAACAAUACGAACAAUGAAUGUAUCCUGACGAACAUAUGUUACACACUCUAGAAUAGUCAGUCUACUUGUAUAAGAUUUUAUAAACGCAUUAAAUUUGUUAAUUUUUUCAUUACCUUUUAUAAACAAAAGCAAUAUAUAACUGUUUUGUAUAUAUUAACAAACACAUUUAACGGUAUUACUUUUACUUUCCAUUGAUAUUGUUAAAUCGAACUUUUUGUACCACAAAACUUAUGAACAAGCUAAUUUACGACUAUAAUAAAUUGACUUAUUUUUAUAAGGAGAUACACAUAUAUUGUCUAAUAAUUGCAAAAGCAUUUUAAUUUACUUAGAUUUUAAGUACAAAAUAAG